AUGAUGGUUCCUAUGAAACUUAAACUAAUCCAAUAAGAUUUCUUUUGCGCAAUUGAAUUACCCACUGAUACAAUAGUUGAAGAUGUUAUAACAUAUGCUCAAAAUAUAUUCAAUACGUAAAACAUUUUUUUUAAAAAGUGAUUUGAAAAAUCAAUAAUGGACUUGUUAUUCAGAAAUAAGAGCUUGCUUUUUGGAUUCAUAUUAAGAAGUUGGAUAUUUCCCUAAUGAUACUUUAACUCUUGAUUUCAAACAUUAAAACUAAUUCCUUUAAAAUUCUAUAGUAUAUUAAAGCUUAAAAAAUUCUUAAAUAUACUUUCAGAGCCAAAUAAACACAACUAGCACAAUGUCUAUUAUGGAUGAAAUAAAAAAUUCGUCAGAAUAGAUUGUUAUAAGUGUUUAUUUUUGUUAACAUACAAUAUAAUUAUAAGUAUCAGAAGAUUUAACAAUAUGUGAAAUUUUAGAAUUUCUGCUACUAAUUUAAAAGUAAUAAAUAAAUAAAUUUAGUGUAAAAGAUAAUUUAGAUGAAUUUAGAUGCUAUUCACAAGCAAGAAAUUGUUUUUUAAAUUUAGAUUAAAAAUUAGGUUUCUACCCUGAUGAUGAACUAAUAUUUAGUUAAAAACAACAGAGGAGUGAAUUUUUGUUUUCAUCUGAUGAUUAAGAUCUUUAAUUAUAAUAUAUUUAAUUUAAAAUAGAUUAAGGAGACCUCAAUUAAAUACAUGUAAAUGCUCAAACUAAAAUAAUAGCUUUAUUAGUUUAAAUUUAGAAUUAAUAAAAGUAAUUAAUUUCUAAUUUUUAGUUUAAACGGAAAUAUUUAAGAGUGGACAUGUUAUUCAGAAAAAAGAUGUUGUUUUUUAGAUUUAAAUGAAAACUUUGGACAUAAUUCAAAUGACAUUUUAUCUAUUUCUACAUAGAAUAGGGUGAAAUGUUAUUAACUAUCAAAAUGUCUUGAAUAAAUGAAGAAGUAAAUAAACAAGAGAUUUGAAUAAAUACGAUAAAAUUAUUUAUAGGAGUUAGAAGAAAAAGAAAAAUAACUUACAGAUUUACUUUUUAAAGAUCAUAAAGAAAUAUUUUAAAUGGCUUUUUCACCAGUAACCUUAGAAAGCACAUACAAGUUAAAUUAAUUCAUUGAGACUAAAAAUAAAAAUAAUCACUGGAUUAUAGAUUAAAUUUAAAAAUUAGAAGAAUUUUCUGAAAUAGAAAUGUUGCAACUAAAAACAAUAUAUAAUAAAAAUGAUUAAAAUCAAUAUUUUAAUUUAUUAGUUGAAAAAUCAACUACCCCAAAAGAGUUAUAUGAAUACCUGGAAGAAAACUUUUUUUUAAAUAAACCAUAAUAAACAAAAAGUGAUAAUAUUUCAUGGUUUAUCUCAAAAUAUAACAAGGUAAAUGAUAUAAACAGUUCAUUAAAUGUAGAAUUAUAAGCUGGGGAUUUUCUUUUUAUUGGACCAUAUAUUUUAGAGAUUUCUUAAUGUUUUAAUAACAAUUAUUUAAUGAAAAUUCCAAAGCCCUAAAUAAUAGCUAGAAAGCAGAAUUUGUAAUAAAUUAAUUGA
Paramecium sonneborni is the source of this 1547-nucleotide messenger RNA. Lineage: Eukaryota; Ciliophora; Oligohymenophorea; Peniculida; Parameciidae. The record is from the annotation of a GenBank genome assembly.